AUGUUAGAGUAAAAGUAUUCAAGCAUAAAUCUAGAAAAUGUAAUAUCAAGUUUAAAAAUAAGUCAACUAAUAUUACAACUGAUAUUUUUUUUCAAUAAAAUACAUCCAUUUAAAAUAUUUUAAUAAGAAUUAAUUUAAUCAGAGGCUUUUAAUUCAAUAAUUGGAAGAUUAAAUGGGUUAGUAAAUUCAAUGAGCUUUCUGAUAAUCUAACAACCUUUCAUUUUUUUUAGAAUGGCUGAGUCAUUAUUAAUUUUCUCGUUUGCAAGAUUCUACGAUAAUAUUUCAAUCAAAUUUACUAAGCGCUUAACCUAAAUUUAACUUCAAAUUACAAGAGAAAAUUCUGAAAAUAUUACACUAAAAAUCCAAAAGAAAACCUUUUAAUUUCAUUUAGCCAAUUAAAAUCAAUUAAAUUUUGGUGAUUAAUAUAUUUUUAGAAGAAUUAACUAGAUCUUUUUUAUUUUCUGA
Molecule: messenger RNA, 465 nt
Organism: Paramecium sonneborni
Lineage: Eukaryota; Ciliophora; Oligohymenophorea; Peniculida; Parameciidae
Source: the annotation of a GenBank genome assembly